This is a messenger RNA of Oncorhynchus kisutch (coho salmon), 4058 nucleotides long. RefSeq names its product protein NDRG4-B. The record is from RefSeq and is a predicted model, not a curated record. Lineage: Eukaryota; Metazoa; Chordata; Actinopteri; Salmoniformes; Salmonidae.
AGCCUUUCUCUGUAGCACACACAGACACACAGACCAGAACAGACUGGGGGGAAGAGAGAGGGAAACAGACGCACUGCAAAAUCCAGACGCAUCAACAGCCACCCUAGCAGCUCAAACCACCACAGCAGAUGGGGCCCGGAUUGUUUUGGAACUUCUCUUCAAAGGCUAACUGCUCGGUGCCGCAGAGCCUGCUGCAGACCAUGUUGCUCUCCAGGAUGGCUGGGAUGAAGGAGCAGCAAUUUACUGAGGAGAAACCCCUACUGCAAGAACAAAGAGGACAAGACACUGAGAUGGAGAACUGUGAGACCCUGAUGCCCAUUGGAGACUGGAAGGAACAUGACAUUGAGACUCCUUAUGGGAUGCUUCAUGUGGUGAUCCGUGGUGCACCCAAAGGAAACAAGCCUGCCAUCCUCACCUACCACGAUGUUGGGCUUAACCACAAGCUGUGCUUCAACAGCUUCUUCCACAAUGAGGACAUGCAGGAGAUCACCAAGCACUUUGUGGUGUGUCAUGUGGAUGCUCCUGGACAGCAGAUUGGAGCCUCUCAGAUGCCACAGGGGUACCAGUACCCCACCAUGGACCAGCUGGCAGGCAUGCUGCCCAGCGUAGUGCAGCACUUUGGAUUCAAGAGCAUCUUGGGCAUUGGAGUUGGAGCAGGCGCCUACAUCCUGGCCAAAUUUGCUCUGAUCUUCCCUGACCUGGUGGAGGGCCUGGUGCUGCUCAACAUCGACCCCAACGGGAAGGGCUGGAUCGACUGGGCCACUGGCAAGCUGUCUGGUUUCACCAGUGCUCUUCCAGACACUGUGCUGCCCCACCUCUUUAGCCAGGAGGAGCUGAUGAACAACACAGAGCUGGUCCAGAGUUACCGUCAACAGAUCAACAACACUGUCAACCAGGUCAACCUGCAGCUCUUCUGGAACAUGUACAACAGCCGUAGGGAUCUGGAGAUGAACCGCACCGGGACCAUCAUCAAUGCCAAGACCCUGAAGUGCCCCGUCAUGCUGGUUGUUGGUGACAACGCUCCAGCUGAGGAGGGAGUGGUCGAAUGCAAUUCCAAACUUGACCCAACCAACACCACCUUCUUAAAGAUGGCUGACUCUGGUGGACUCCCUCAGCUCACACAGCCUGGAAAACUGUCCGAAGCAUUCAAGUACUUCCUCCAGGGGAUGGGCUACAUGCCCUCUGCCAGUAUGACCCGUCUGGCCCGCUCCCGGACAGCCUCCCUCACCAGUGGCAGCUCCAUUGAGAGUUCUCAUCGGGGUUUUACACACUCUGACAGCAAUGAGGGCCAGGUCAGCCACACCAUGGAAGUGUCUUGCUGAACCCCCACACACACACAGACAGACGUGGGUUGGAGAUAGGGACGUAUAGAGAGAGAGAGGGGGAGAGGGGGUAGGUGGAGGAUGCCUUCUCUAUUUAUCUCUCUAUGUCUUUGUUGUAGUAUUACCCCAAAUCCCUCAGUAUUUGACAACUUCUGUCACCUCCUCCCCUCAUUGUAAAAACGGACACCAACGUAUUACUCUUUCCCUUAAACUUUGUAAGCAGUUUUGCUUUUGUGUGUCAUUUGUGUUUUGCUCAGUGUCUUCUCCCCCCUUUGCCUUUUCCCUGCUCCCCUUGCCCUAAACCUGCCCCCCUCCUCCUUCCACUCAGACCCAUCUGCCCCCUGGCACCCCUCCACUCAGGUCCCUCCCACACUCAUCCGCUUGUCUGAUGACAAUCUCUGUGAGGUGAUCAAUGAUGGUAGUUAAGUGGGUUGUAUGUAGUCAGUGAAGGUAGUUUGUCAUUGGAGAGAAGACAUGCUAGCAAGAGGACAUUUUGUUGUAGUUGGUACUAUUCAUCCUAUUUGUCUUGAACAAUAGGACAGCAGAGAUUAUGGGCCUUUGUCUGGGAGGUCCCAGAUUUGACAGAAAGCAGCACACAACCUAUUAUAUUUUAGAGAGUUUUACGUCACACAGUGGAUAUGCCUCUCUACCUGAAGGAUGCAUCUGUGUCACAGGCACUAGUAUUCUCACUCCACAUCCCCUGCCAUGUGGUUUUCCCAGGGAUUGUCAUACAGAAGCAUUAAUGAACAUAGUGUGAUUCUAUAUACCCUAUCGCCACUAAUAGGAGCAUCCAUUCCUAUAUAGUUAGUGUGGCCAUGGUCAUCUCCACCUCCCCAACAUGGAAGUGGUUCUGUUGAGGAUUGGUUCUUAGUGGUCUCCCAAAUGACAAUCACAUUUUGACCCAAACCAAACCAGACCUAGGAGCCAAGGCAGAACCCGUUACAUAUGAGAUGUUCUUCUCUCAUGUUAGCACCACAAGACGGAACUACAGCUGGCCUCUCCUUCUACAGCACUCAGCCCCACACAAAGAAUAUACCAAAGCUACACACACACUUACCUAUGAGGGCUGGGCUCUGUAAGGGAACCGAGCCAAAGUAUAUGGGCACUUAUUGACACACAGUAGCACAAAACACACGCGUGCCCACACAAACGUACGCAUACACGCAAACACACUGUCAAUGUGUCAUCACAAAACAAAUGUUAUUGUAUUUACAUCCAUACCCAUGCAUAACUUACACAGAGAAUCAAUAUCCUAACAUCCCACAGACCUCUUUUUUCACAAUGCUAUUGAGCUGGAAUACUGGUCGUUGUGACUAGGUGUGUGCUGCUAGCUGCUGAGAUGGACUACCCAUUGAGUCAGGCUGGUCCUUUGAGGAACUGGGAUCCCUGACAAUUUGCACUGUAAUAAUUUUCUACAUUUGAUUUGCAUUCCUUAUUUUCAGUAACAACUGUUGCCUGUCAUCUAUUUGAAUGUCAAUCUCUCUGUUUCCCCCAACAGGGGUGAAGUGGGAUAACUACUACCGCAGGGGUGCUUCCUGGGACUGUCUGUAAGGGGCAGGGCUUUUUUGGAGCCCAUUGCUCCAAGCUCGGAAUGUAGGGCAACACCCACCCCCAACCACCUCCAACCACCCCCAACCACCCCCAACCACCCCCAAACACCACCAACCACCCCCAACCACCUCCAACCACCCCCAACCACCCCCAACCACCUCCAACCACCUCCAACCACCCCCAACCACCUCCAACCAAAACCACAAGGUUCCCCGCCCCUCACAGACACAUCCAGUCGCCCCAAAAGGGCUAUCAGCUGAGGUCACUUUUCUGUUCAUAGUGCUGCCUAGCAACAGUGUACCAAUGUGCAAGGGACCCCAGGGGGGCUGCAGCGAAGAUUGUAGGAAAGAGCAGAGAUUCUAUCUGGAUGAAUGAUGCAUUUUCAUUUGUGAAGAUGCAGUGUGAGAGCGAAGGGUCUACAAAAUGUUCUGAAAAGGGGAUAAUAGAGGGGUGAUAAAACAUGUAAAUUGGCCUUCGGUGAGAGGAUAUUAGGACUAGUCAGAACAACAAACACUCCUUUCUACUCCUCCAAUCUGUUUUCAUGCAUCGGAGUGUGAUAUUCAACAUUGUUGCCAUGCAUUUUCUCUCUGUAAGACUACUGUUGCUGUCAGCUCUGUGCCGACCUGAUUCUGCCCCCUUCCUCAGUCUCAAACAUACUGCCUAGGGGGCCCUGAAUGUAAUUUGUCCCUUUGAAAUGCUGUACAGUAUAGUCAAAGUGCCCCCUUCCACCCACCCACCGCCAUUACCCCCUAGGGCUUGUACCUGCUAACCUGACCACCCUACACCCCAACUCCUUCCACGUCUUCCCUGCGCUGUAGAUACUCACUGUUUUUAGAGCAGGUUAACUGAAAGAGGACUCCAACACUAUUGUAUUGUGACACAUUCCGCAUUUUGGUUCCUCUUUCCUUGAGUUCCUCUUUUUAUAUAACAAUAGAAUGGAGUUAUCUGUGAUAUUACUGGUCCUUGUGUAUUAUCAUUACUAUAGUAUUAUUGAUUUGUUUUCUGACUGUUUGGUUUCACAGGAGUCUCCCAGCAUUGUUUCUCUUCACAGAGAUAGUAGGGUUGAAUCUUACCUGCUUCGUCAUAAAAUGUGAAAUGUAAAGUUGAAAUAUAUGUACUGUUAGUGGUCUCUGUCCAUGUAUUGAACAUGUAAUGAAAACAAAUAAAAAACUGUCAGUAUAGUCA